Molecule: messenger RNA, 1614 nt
Organism: Capronia epimyces CBS 606.96
Lineage: Eukaryota; Fungi; Ascomycota; Eurotiomycetes; Chaetothyriales; Herpotrichiellaceae
Exons: 3
Coding region: 1-1614 (537 amino acids)
Biological process (GO): carbohydrate transport; transmembrane transport
Cellular component (GO): membrane
Molecular function (GO): carbohydrate:proton symporter activity
Source: RefSeq, a predicted model, not a curated record
AUGGACAGCCAAACCCAAACCCACCAGGCUCCGGUUCUCAAUAAACUGCCCACCAUUUCCACGGUGGUCAGCAUCGAGCCCGAGCCCGAGCCAAGUUUGGGGCGUCACACGCCCAACGACAUCCGGAAGGAUGAGAGUCAGACCCAGUCGUAUGCCCAAGCGGUUCGCGACCAUCCGCCGGCUUUCCUCUGGUGCAUGUACAUUGUCUGGGUGAUGCUCAGCUCGAAUUAUACCAACACGGCCGGAAGCUCGGUACUCGGCAUCCCUCGAUUCCGCAAGGACUUUGGCCAUCCAUAUCAGGGUGGAUAUGUGCUCGCCGCAAAAUGGCAGUCUGCAUACUAUGGGGCAUCCUCCGCAGCGGGUGUCUUGGGUGCAAUAGGCGCCGCCUGGCUCUCCGACAAAGUAGGCCGCAAACCGAUUCUAGGAUUGGCCCUCAUCGUCAAAGCUACAUCGACCACUCUUCAGGUGGUGGCCACGACGAACUCUGUGUUCUUCGGUGGCCUUUUCCUGAACGGACUCAGUACCGGCGCCCUCACCACCAUGGCCUUCACCUAUAUCGGCGAAGUGUCUCCCUUGGCCUUACGCGGCAUCAUCUCCGCCGGCACCCCCAUGGCGAUCUGUUUGGGAGGACUGUUCGCCGCCAUCCUGACCAACUACACGGGCGAACAGGAUUCUCGCUGGGCAUAUCGAACGGGCUUUGUGUCCGAGUACGGCUUCGUGGCGGUGUCGGCCGUGUUCCUGCCAUUCAUGCCUGAAUCCCCCUGGUGGCUGGUCGGUCGUGGAAAGGUCGACAAGGGGCUCCGAUCCCUUCACAAAUUGGGCUACAGCCCAACCCAGGCACAAGAACAAGUCAGAUCGAUCUGCGACACUCUCGAUAAGGCAAAGGCCGAGACCUCGGGCGCCAGCUACAUUGAGUGUUUCCGUCGAUCAAACCUGCGACGCACCAUCAUCUCGGUGGCACCGUCGUCCAUCCAGGCCCUUUCCGGCGUGGUGUUUGUGUCGGGUUAUUCCACUUACUACCAACAGCUUGCCGGCUUCAGUACUCGCACCAGUUUCCAUCUCUUCAUCACUCAACAGGUGCUUUCCAUCUUCGGCAAUUUCUGCUCCUGGUUCUUGAUUGAUCGGGUGGGACGACGAUCCUUGAAUUUCUGGGGUGUCGCCCUACUCACGGUCCUGCUCCUUAUCACCGGGGCCCUAGCAGUUGCCGACACUCACAGUACAAUUAAGGCGACUGUCGCCUUGAUCUUGUUCUAUUGCUACGUCUACAACGCCACAAUCGGCGCAGCAGCUUUUACUAUCAUGACCGAGACCGCCACCGCUCGACUCCGGGCCAAAACGGCAUCGAUGGCCUUUGUCUUGCAACAGGCGCUAUUUACCAUGUGGGGGUUCGUUCUGCCAUAUCUGUUCAACCCCGACAAGGCGAAUCUUGGAGCAAGGGUCGCCUUCAUUUUUGGCGGUCUGAGCGUGCUUUGUCUGAUCUACCUGUGGACAUAUCAACCUGAUACGGCAGGAUUAUCCUACGAAGUGAUUGACGAACUUUUCAUCAAGCGUGUGCCUGCGAGACAGUUCAAGCAUUACCGCACGAGCAAGACAGACGGACCAGGCGUGGAGUAG